GCAUGGACCUGCCUUCUAUUUUUCACCAUGUUGAUAAUGGUGUUAGUUUGUCUUGAAUUUUUGUGAAGUGCUUGAAGUUUGAUUUUUCAAGGAAGAAGGAUUUUAUUAUAAGGACAAUGGUGCUGAAAAAGGGAAGAGUUAUUGCCGCCGCCGUGGUUACCUGCAUUGUUUUACAAGAUGUUGAUAAUGGUGUUAGUUCGUCUUGAAUUUUUGUGAAGUGCUUGAAGUUUGGUUUUUCAAGGGAGAAGGAUUUUAUUAUAAGGACAAUGGUACUGAAAAGGGGAAGAGUUAUUGCCGCCGCCGUGGUUGCCUGCGUUGUUUUACAAGCGACGCUGGCGUUACGUCUGACCGAAGUAAGGAUACCGAGCCACGUAAUAAGGGACUCAUCGCCCAGAUUGGAAUGUCACUACGACCUAGACGGGGAGGCACUGUACUCGGUUAAGUGGUACAAGGAUGGACACGAGUUUUAUCGGUAUGUUCCACGCGAUAUGCCCCCGGCACAGGUUUUCGGGCUUCCAGGAAUCAAUGUUGAUUUGAACGCAUCGACGGACACCGCGGUCGUAUUGCAGUCAGUCGAUCUCGUGUCCUCGGGCCGUUUCCGAUGCGAAGUGAGCGCCGAAGCACCGUCCUUCCAGACAGUAUCCGAGCACGGAGACGUUGUCGUCGUCGCACUGCCAGAAGAAGGUCCCCGCAUAACAGGCGGCAGACCGCGCUAUCAGAUUGGCGACGUGGUUCGCGUCAAUUGCACAGCCGGACGCUCCAAACCUGCCGCCGAAUUAAAUUGGUUCAUCAACGGCGAAUCGGCGGACCCCGAAUUGCUGCGAGGACCUCAUAAGUUGAUCACGGGGCGCGAGGGCCUCGAGACCACAAUAUUGGGGUUGCAGUUUCGCGUUAGGCCGAGACAUUUCAAGAAAGGCGAUAUGAAGCUAAAGUGUUUGGCUACGAUUUCUACGGUUUAUUGGCGUAGUAAUGAGGAAUCAGUCGAAGGUGACAAACCUCAAAGGGCUCCUGUUUUAGAAUCGAGGGAAACCGUCAGGCCUGUUGGGUCCCGGGCGGACCGAGUACAAGCAUCCAGCCAUGGAACCAGGACCUUCGGGGGUCAUUUCCAUCAAAUUCUGACCAUAUUAUGCUGUUUUUUGGCGACUUUUGCAGUCGUCGCCUCCACGAAAAGAUCCUCUUCAGUUUCUGCCAACGUUGAUCGGAGGUAACAAUCUGAAUUUUAGAUACUAUUAUACCAGAUACAUAUAAUCAACUGUGUACAUGCCAAAUCAUUACUAAUGUCCUUGUAUCACGUACGAGUGUGUGAAGAGCCUAGUCUAUUUGUAGUUGAAAUUUAGCCAUUGGAAAUAGCAUAGGGUAAUGCAUAUUAUUUUUUUAUCAAUUGACUCUUGACUUUGUAAGUUAUAUGAAUUUUAUAAUUUUUUUUAAAUA
Messenger RNA from Ctenocephalides felis (cat flea), 1431 nucleotides. RefSeq lists its product as uncharacterized. The coding region runs from base 267 to 1208 and encodes 313 amino acids. NCBI's taxonomy places the organism in Eukaryota, Metazoa, Arthropoda, Insecta, Siphonaptera, Pulicidae. The transcript is spliced from 8 exons. The record is from RefSeq and is a predicted model, not a curated record.